GAAGUAGAGAAACAUCACCCAUCAUAUCGAGAGCAGAGGUUCAACAAUUUUGCUUCAGUCGAGUUCCACGGCCACGUCUUUAUGACACCCAGAGAUUUUCUCGAGUCUAUCACUUAUGAUAAUCCUAGAUACAGAACAGGUAGGUUGAAGUUGAACAGAGCUGGUGUCGAAAAACUCCUGAAAUCCACACCAUCCAGAAGAAAAAAUUCAAGUCAGAUGUUUAGGAACCUCAGUGAAAAUGGCCUCAUAUCAUUCACUGAGUACUUGUUCCUACUCUGUGUUCUGACAAAGCCGAAAUCAGGCUUCAAGAUAGCUUUCAACAUGUUCGACAUAGAUGGGGAUGAGAAAGUAGAUAAGAAAGAAUUCCUUGUCUUGUACAACAUUCUGAAGAAAGAUUCUUUAGAACAACAGCAACAACAACAACAUCAGCAACAACAUCAUCAUCAUACAUCGUCGUCGUCGUCGUCAUCUGAUGUACCACACGACCAUCCUUCUAGUGGCAGGCAGAAUAUUUGGCAGUUGAUUCAAAAUGAUGAUAAACCUAUAACGGAGACGACCCUCACUGUUCAUUUUUUUGGCCCCAAAGGGAAAGAUUACAUGAACUAUAAAGAUUUUCAUAGAUUCAUGGACAACCUGCAGACGGAAGUACUGGAACUAGAGUUCGCUGAGUUCUCCAGUGGCCUAUCGACUAUAAGUGAAAUCGAAUUUGCUCAGAUACUGCUAAGGUACACGAAAUUAACGAAAGAGGAGCAUGACAAGUAUCUCAACAGACUUAGAAACAGAAUCGAACAUUCACAAGGCAUAAAAUUCAAAGAUUUCAAAGAGUUCUCACAGUUCCUCAAUAGUAUUGAUGAUUUCUCACUGGCCAUGCGUAUUUUUACUUACGCCGAUCAUCCUAUUUCUGAAGCUGAUUUCGCCAGGGCGGUUAAGGCAUGCACAGGUCAAACCCUGAACAGUCACAUGAUCCACGUAGUCUUCCAGCUGUUUGAUGUGGAUGGAGAUGGCAGGCUGUCCCACAAGGAGUUCAUCUCCGUCAUGAAGGAAAGAAUGCAUAGAGGCUCCAAGCACAUGUCAGUAACAAGAUGGGAUAACUUCAAGGCCUGUGUCAAGAAUGAUCUUAGAUGA
Molecule: messenger RNA, 1125 nt
Organism: Helobdella robusta
Lineage: Eukaryota; Metazoa; Annelida; Clitellata; Rhynchobdellida; Glossiphoniidae
Exons: 10
Biological process (GO): mitochondrial calcium ion homeostasis; calcium import into the mitochondrion
Cellular component (GO): uniplex complex
Molecular function (GO): calcium ion binding
Source: RefSeq, a predicted model, not a curated record